AUGCAAUUAGCCCUAGCGGCAAACGACCAGGAUGACUUGGAGAUACUCAGCGUAGGAGCCGACCGCAUAGCCGAGAUAGGUAAGACUCGAUUCGGAGAAGUUGUCGCGGUAAAAGUAACUCGCCACUCUACUUACGGAGACCGAUUCCUUUCCCCUCUUAAUGACACUUUCAAAUUUGUUAGCAUCCCUAUAGGCUUCAAAUCGUUUUUACCAUAUGUUGUUAAGAAACAAGCAAUGUUAGUACGGCAGCUUGAAGAGGAGUUGAGGCUACGAAUGCGUGGACCUAGCAUUGAAAUGCAGCAGCAAAUGGAAGUUCUCUACGCAGAAAACGAACAUCUGACACGAGAAGUGGCCAUUUUAAGAGAAACUAUCAAGGUAUAA
Molecule: messenger RNA, 381 nt
Organism: Nezara viridula (southern green stink bug)
Lineage: Eukaryota; Metazoa; Arthropoda; Insecta; Hemiptera; Pentatomidae
Source: the annotation of a GenBank genome assembly